Esox lucius (northern pike) is the source of this 2926-nucleotide messenger RNA. RefSeq names its product solute carrier family 22 member 7. Gene Ontology annotation, molecular function: transmembrane transporter activity. Lineage: Eukaryota; Metazoa; Chordata; Actinopteri; Esociformes; Esocidae. The transcript has 12 exons. Gene Ontology annotation, biological process: transmembrane transport. The record is from RefSeq and is a predicted model, not a curated record. Gene Ontology annotation, cellular component: membrane. The coding region runs from base 251 to 1873 and encodes 540 amino acids.
AAAAUGUUUUCCCAUGUUGAUCAGGGAAUAUAAUUUUCUUGGCUCUCUUUGGAUCUGAGAACAUAUUUUGUCAAGAUUGUAUUCAAUCAGAAACCCAACUGAAUCAAGAUUUCAACCGGUGCUGAAAGUGGUCGUUAGCCCCCUGGCUAGUGGGAAGUACUGAAUAGAAGAGUCUUUCCCCCAACACCUCUGGACCCAAGACCUCUACUAGAUUUUUAGCCGUAUUGCAAAGGAUCGCCCAAGCUAGAGGAUGAAGUUUGAAAACAUUCUUGAAGAGACCGAUGGCUGUGGAUGGUUUCAGAUACUCAUCAUCACUCUGCUCUGUGUCCCUCGAGUGAUACUGCCAUUUAAUUUCCUACUUCACAACUUCAUAGCAGCCGUGCCUGCACAUCACUGUGCUCUGGACGAUGCGGGAGUCAUUAGGAAUCUGACCCAGGAGCAGAGACUGACUGUCAGUGUUCCUGUAGAGGAAGACGGGACUCCAAGCUCCUGUAAGAUGUUCCUAGAGCCCCAGUUCCACCUCCUGAUCAACCCCAAUGACAGCGACCUUGUUAAAGUUCCCUGUCAGAAUGGAUGGGUAUACGACAACAGUACUUUCAAAUCCACUAUAGCUACAGAGUGGGACCUUGUCUGCAACAGAACAGCCAUGAAUAAAGUGACAGCCACCAUUUUCUUUGUUGGGGUGAUGAUGGGAGCUAUAGCCUUUGGUACCCUCUCUGACAAGUUUGGGAGGAAGCCUAUGCUAUUGGUGUCUUACAUCCUAUCCAUCGUUUUUGGAUUUUCCUGUGCAUUCUCUAACUCCUAUACCAUGUUCAUAGUGAUGAGAUUCCUUACAGGUUUUGGACUUACAGGCAUCAGCAUCAUCUCCACUGUUCUCAGUGUUGAGUGGGUGGACAUUAAGCACCGGGCAUUAAUAGGUAUAUCUGGCAGCUUGGCCUGGUCGGUUGGCAACAUAAUGCUAGCAGGCAUUGCAUAUCAAGUGAAUGAUUGGCGGCUGCUGAUGAUUGCUGUCUCUGUUCCCUUGAGCUUGGCAAUCGUAACUUGGUGGUGGCUUCCUGAAUCUGCCAGGUGGCUCAUAGCCAACGGUGAAGUGGAAAAAGCUCAUCUUUACCUCCAGAAAUGUGCUUAUUUUAAUAACAAAAAGGAUUUUCUGUCUAAAAUCAAACCUGAGGACCUAUCCAAUGUGGUUGUGGUGGAUAAAAGUAACAAGACCUAUUCUUACCUGGACCUGGUGAGGACACCAAAGAUGAGGAGACUGGCUCUACUAACAGGCAUAGUGUGGUACGGAGUGGCCUCAACAUACUAUGGGAUCAGUUUAAACAUUACAGGGUUUGGUCUGAGUGUCUACCUCACCCAUUUUAUCUUUUCUGCAAUCGAGAUACCCGCCAAGAUUAUAGUCUACUUCUGUCUUGAUACCUUUGGUCGAAAACUCUGUCAAGCAAGCACCCUUCUUCUAGCAGGAACAUGCAUUGCCAUCAAUAUGUUUGUGCCUAAAGGUCAGUGGCACCUUCGCACCAUUGUGGCCGUGCUUGGGAAAGGCCUUUCAGAGGCUUCCUUCACCACAGUCAUCCUGCACACAACUGAAAUAUACCCUACUGUCGUAAGACAAAAUGGUUUGGGCUACACUAACUUCAUGGCUCGGUUAGGCGUGUCCAUAGCACCCCUCAUCAUCCUGUUGGAGGAGGUGUGGAAGCCCCUCCCUGAAGUCAUCAUCUGUUGUGUGUCCAUUUUAUCUGGUCUGGUGGCCUUCCUCCUUCCAGAAACCCACAAUGUAAGGCUGCCAGAGACCAUUGAGGACAUUGAAAAAACAAGUGACCACCAAGCCAAAGACAUACCAUUGCAAGAGGACAGGACAACCCAGCAAACCACAUAAAUAAGAUGUAAGACAUGCAGGCUCUUCCCCUGGAGUAAGGGCCAAUAAGUGAAAUGGAGGUGUAGAAUGCUGGAGACACAAUUCUUCCAUGAUGAUGUCACAAGAGGAAGUGUGAGGAUGUUCCACGAUGUUCCACUGAGAGGUUUCUCCGUGAAUGACAAUUCAAUGCUUGAUCUGCCUUCUCUAACAUUUGUGUCCUUCGUGUCCUUGAAGUAACGUGUAGAUUUAGAAUUUUUGUAUUCCUUUAACUAAUUCAGCAAUGUAAGGGGCAACAAAGUGGCCAAGCAAUUAGUGAAUCUGAAGUGUGUUAGACAGAGUUGAAAAGCUGAAGAAUCUGUCGUUCCACCAGGCAAUGAACCCUAAUUGCUUCCACAUUGAUUUCUGUAAAGAAUAUAUUCUUAAUCACUUGGUUAAAUAACAGUAAAAAAAAAUUACAAGUUAUAUUAUCAUGGAGUGUCAGCAGUAGCCUACAUAUUAAAGAUAACUUGCAAGUGUUACUGUUGUCAUGUAUUAGGCUUAGAAAUUAUUCCAAAUGUAAAUAAAAAAAAUAUUAUCCCAGAUAUUUCAUUUAGCCUAAAGUUUGGAUGAACAGUCAACCAGGUUAAGUGGCAGCUAGUAAAAUGUGUUUUAUUUGACUAGCCAGGCAAAGUUGUAUGCCUGUCAAGUGGAACAUGGUCAUAUCUACGCUAUGAGAAACAGUAAUAUCAAAAACUUGUUGUUGAACCCUCUGGCCCAGAAAACUCACUUAGAAAGCUGCAAGCUGGUGAUUCCAACUUCCAAGACAGGCACACAAACAUAGGAGCAUAGAAAGCAAGUUGUUGUAAGAAGCCUGGGAAUCUCACCUCUGUCUAUUGCCGAGUAAAUACAACCAUCUGUUUAUCCCUUCUUCAGUAGGAUUAGGCCUAAUUAGGUUGAGUGUUAUCAGUGACAGAACACAGAGCAUCAGCUAUGAAGGCCCAAUGUUUAUCUUGUUGCCGUUUUUCUGAAAUGUCAUUUUAUUUGGCCUCACAAGUAACUGCAUUUCUUUGGUUGUGGGGUGGAUUCUUCCCAAAC